AUGAACAUUGUCCAUCCGCCUUACGUGACGGCAGAUGGCUUCACUGGAGAAGUAGCAUGGAUCAAACAGGCUGUAGAAGAAUACAGCGUGUGUCUGCCCAUGGCCCAAGUCAAAAUCAGUGGACCGUUCGGGGAGCUCGUGAGCGAGGCUGCAUUUUCCAAAUAUUUGUCGCUGCAGUACCCUCACAUUUUUUCGAAUCGGUCAGAUCAGUUACUGCGUGACAAAGGGCUUCAACUGGGAGAGGGCGCAGUACAGGCGUUGACGCGAUUCCAAGCUCGUAAAAUCGCGUCGCUUUCGACUGAAAGUGCAAAAGCUGCUCCAGCGAAAGUAGCAAAAGAGGUAGCUUCACUAACCGAAUCCGAGCUAGGCUCGAGGGACGAAAAAACGAUUGAGGAAAGCCUGCCAGCUGACCAGAUCAAUGAGAGCGUAUCAGUAGGGUGUCGAAGUUCAUGCCUGCAGGAAGAGCCAGCUGACGCACUCGUAAGCGAGACAGGGUCGUUCCUAGCACCGGCUUCAAAGAACUUUGAUCAGCUCUUACGUGUGGACACAGAGUCGUUGGCAGCCGAGCAAAAGAAUGAUGACAGCUUAGCUAAAUCGCAUUACACAGCUAAAGAAGGCAUUGCUAAACGCAACGUGACGAUGCAAGAGAGAGGAGGAUUGUUGUAUCAGCACUACAGAUACUUAAAGGGCAGGAUUCUAGAUCAUUUAGUCGUACCUACUAAGUACAGGGAGGACCUUUUGAGUCUCUGUCAUGGAAAUGGGUGGUCUGGCUACCUGGGUACAAACAAGUCGAAGGAAAGAUUGCUUAUGGAAUACUACUGGGCCGGCUGUUUCAAAGACGUAGAAAACUUUGUAAGAUCAUGCGACGCCUGCCAGCGCUCGGGUAAAUGA
Messenger RNA from Dermacentor albipictus, 891 nucleotides. The record is from RefSeq and is a predicted model, not a curated record. NCBI's taxonomy places the organism in Eukaryota, Metazoa, Arthropoda, Arachnida, Ixodida, Ixodidae.